AUAAGGAGGCAGCACUCCGCAUUUUAAAGGGAUUUCAGGAGCAUCUGCGUACAUAACAGCCGAACGAAAUCAUACCGACUUGACACCUCUUUCAAACACCUGUGAAUCCACUCUAUUUAAGGACCUACAGACGCCAGACAGUAUGGGAGGCCUGGUCGCAGCGGACUACAUUGUCUUCGGCGUUCUUAUGUUCAUGUCGGCUGCCAUCGGCAUCUUCUACUCUCUGGUGGGAGGAAGACAAAAAACCACCAAAGAAUACCUGCUUGCAAACCGACAGAUGGGGUUGGUACCGAUAGCCCUGUCUCUACUGGUGUCAUUCCAGUCAGCCAUCAUGAUUUUGGGGUACACGGCGGAAAUCUAUUUACAUGGGGUGAUAUUUUGGAUGACAAAUGUUGGCGUAGCAAUUGCCAUCUUCUUAACUGGUCUGGCUAUUGUGCCCUUUUACAGACCCCUGAAUCUUACCAGUUCUUUUGAGUACCUUGAGAGAAGAUUCCAGUCAAAGGCAGUCAGCAGGGUGGGGUCGUUUAUGGGUUUACUAGGAGGGAUUCUGUAUAUGGGAACAGCAACAUACGCUCCUUCUACAGCAGUAGAAGCUGUUACAGGGUUUCCUCUGUGGAUGUCCAUCCUUAUUGCCUCCAUUGUGUCCACAUUCUACACUUCGAUAGGUGGCAUGAAGGCAGUGCUGUGGACUGACGUCUUUCAGUUUCUUGUGAUGGAGGCUGGAAUAUUUGCCGUACUGGGCAAGGGUCUCUCUGUGGCAGGAGGGAUAGAAAAUGUAUGGAACACAGUGCACGACGGAGGCCGUAUGGAAGUGCUUAUAUUGGAUCCUAACCCUACAACUCGUCACACAUUCUGGGGAGUCGUCAUUGGAUCGGCCUUCACCUGGUUUGGUGUGUACGCCACCAAUCAAGCCUCCAUACAGAGAAUAUCAACAGCUAAGUCGAAAACACAGGCAAGAUGGGCAGUAUUCCUCAACAUCCCCGGUCUUCUCUCUCUGUCUAUACCGGUCUGUUUGCUCGGCAUGAUCGUGUAUACCUACUACACCCAGCUGGCGUGCGAUCCAAUGCAAUCACAAGAAAAUAUUAACUCUGGAAAUCAGAUGCUGUCUUUGUUUGUCAGUCAGAUCUUUGAGUCAAAUCCAGGCGUCUCCGGCUUAUUUCUUGCCACUCUAUUUAGUGGAGCACUGAGUUCCAAUUCGUCCACAAUGAACGGCUCAGCGGCCAUUAUAUGGGAGGAUUAUUUCAAACCUCACUUUGGUCACUGGCCUGACUGGAAACAAACACUGUUUACCAAGACCGUAGUCGUUAUUGUUGGUGUUUUGGGCAUGCUAGUAGCCUUUCUGUGCAUGACAGUGGGAGGUCCCGUUACCCAGAUAUCACUAAGCUUUGGAGGAGCUACAGCGGGUCCUCUUGCUGGUUUAUUCUUACUGGGGGGUCUCUUCCCCUGGGCUAAUUGGAUAGGUGCUUGUGCCGGAGCUCUGUCCUCUUUCGGGUUGUUGUUCUGGAUUUCCAUCGGUGCCUACGUCACCAAAAUCAAAUCCUACAAUCCUCCUGUAGAACCCGUCCCUAUUAGCGGGUGCCAUUUCACCGCGGAAAAUGUUACGUUCGAUAACGUGACGUCGUACAUGACGUCAUAUAUGACGUCAACAGGUGCGCUAGAGACAACAUCAAUGGGAUAUCUAAACGGAACAGAAUCACAUGGAGCAGAGUAUACAUUAACAGGACUUGAAUACUUAUACGCUAUAUCUUACAUGUGGUAUGGUUGCAUCGGGAUUCUGCUGACGCUGCUGGUCGGUAUGAUAGUCAGCUUGAUAACAGGUCCGACCCAUCCCAGUGACGUAGAAGAGCUGUAUAUACUGCCAGGUUACCGACGAUUGUUCUAUGGAAAGUCAAGCAAAAUGCUGGAUUUUGAAAAGUCGGAUGAAAUUUGCGUUGGAAAGAAAUACGAAGAUGUGAUGCUGGAGACUUUUAUAGAACGCGACUCCCAGGUAAAAAGCCCCUGUGAUCAGGACAAGUCACGAAAAGAUUCCGGCUGAGCAACCACAGAACAGCGACUUUUACAGAAAAGAGACUUCAGACGCAAGGAUUGACGAUCAAGAGUUUUCAGUGAUUUUAAAAGCUUCGGCCAAAGACGGACUGACCAAUUUGUUUAAACUGAAAGAAAUGUUAGAUGUAUAUCAAGGACAUUAUCUUGCAUAUAAAAAAAUCUUCAUUAAUGUUUUACUGUGGGGUUUGUUUCUGCUUCACAAUCCACGUAUUAUUUUUUUAAAGAGAGAGGUAUGACUGUAAAACAAAUUUCAAAAUAUCCAAGUCGCUGAUAGUGUUAACUUCCAUAGGCCUAUUUGAAAAGACAUUGUCCGUGGGCCUCAAAUUAUGCAUAUAUAGAACAAUACUAGAUAUUUAAAACUGUAUAUCUCUUUCUAAAACGGCGAAUUACUUGUUGCAAUAAGACCCGACAAAGUGAUUAUUGGUUAAGGAAUUUAGUAAUUUGGAGUCGCGGGAAAUGGAUUUAUUUUUAUUUCAAGAGUCAUUGUUAUGUUCAUACUGAUUUUCAUAUUCCAUUUU
Molecule: messenger RNA, 2564 nt
Organism: Lingula anatina
Lineage: Eukaryota; Metazoa; Brachiopoda; Lingulata; Lingulida; Lingulidae
Product: sodium-coupled monocarboxylate transporter 1-like
Biological process (GO): transmembrane transport; sodium ion transport
Cellular component (GO): membrane
Molecular function (GO): symporter activity
Source: RefSeq, a predicted model, not a curated record